UCAUCAUUUCUCCGGAUAGCGCGUGAAGGGAGCCCGCAGGUCUGCUCUCGUGGCACUUUUCACUUUUACUGCCCUUCUGUGUGGUCCAGUAAGAUGGAAGUUUCUGUUCAUGCGAAAGCAAACAUGUUGCGUCUCCAUAUUCUGCAUUUCAUUAUAAUGCUUCUUAGAGUUACAGACUGUCGGAUCCUGGAGAAUCUACAACGCUAUGCCUCCCCUACUUACCUGCCUGUCAACUACCAGCUCAUCAACACAGAGUCCUCCUUCUUCCUCAAGGAGGCCACCCAAGACUUCAUGCGUAACUCUAGUUUCCUCUCCAGAACUGAACUUUUCUUCAUCCACCAGGCCAGAAAACCCCCAAUCAUCAAUGCCACAUAUGGGACACUCUCAGUGGAAGAGCCUGUUCCAUUGGACCUCUUACAGAUGCCUGGCUCCUUUGUGGCUUCAUCAACUCUCUUCACAUUCAACUGGAAAGUUGAGACCUUUGUUCUCAAUGAAAGGAUUUACUUGAACGAGCCCAAGGUGCAGGUAUUGUUCUACAUAGCUGGAAGAGACUGGGAUGACUACAGCGCAGUGGAUAAACUGCCUUGCGUACAAAUGUUCGCCUUUCAUGAAACCCAGGAGGUCCAUGGGAGCUGCAGAUUGAGAAGAGAGAUGGGUGUCUGCGUUGCAGAGCUUGAGCCUCUUCCUGGGUGGUUUGCACCUCCUAGUGUGGUUCCUGGACGCCAGAGGGGUCCAGAUGUUUCCGAGGGAACGGCCGUGGAGCUCUACUACAGCCUUCGUGCGGCAGAAGCCGGGGUUUGCCUUGGCGAGGAGUUAGGAGUCAAAAGCUCCGCUCACUCGGAACAAGAGGGUUUGUUUGGGUCACCGACCUCUACGGCGAUGAGGCGGAUUGGGAGUGUAAGAUUGUUCCAGACUCCAUCUGCUCCUGAAUUAUCAGAGCACCGUAUGGAUGGGAAUUUUGCAGUGUUGGUGCCAUCCACGCCAGUUCGGCUAAGGGAUACUGUGUCAGCAUAUGUUGCCGCUUCGCCGUACUCACCUGUGGAAAUGUUCACUCUCAGGGUGAAGUUAAAAGAUGGCGUGGCGUUCCUUGGUGCCCGACCCAGUAACCCCACACUCUGGAUGGUUAGUCAAGAUGUAAGAACAGAAGGUCAUAGGGUUGUGACCUUGCAUUGUCGCCGUAAGGAGUCCAGCUAUGGACAGAGUGUGGAGCCGGGCUGGCAGAGAGUCGUUCAGGUGGAUCUAGAGGUGGAUGGCAUCGGCAGUACAGUAGGCAGCAGGUCCAUUUCCUGGGCAGUGGAAUACCCAGGCAUCAGGGCUGGCACUGAAGAAACUGAGACACACAUCCACCUGGCACAGAAAGACCUAGUUGGCAUUGUGCCAUUGGCUAUGGAAACCGAGAUUCUGAACACAGCCGUGCUGAAUGGGAAGACAGUGGCUGUACCAGUGAAGGUGGUGACAGUGGGGACAGAUGGCACUAUAAUGGAUGUGUCAGACACAGUGCAGUGCCAGUCUACUGAUGAAGAUGUUGUUAAGGUAUCAGACAGGUGUGACUACGUCUACGUGAAUGGCAAAGAGAUGAGGGGGCGUGUUCAGAUGCUUUUGAACUUCACCUAUGGUUACCUGAAGGCCCAGCUGGAGGUGAAGGUUUGGAUUCCCAAACUGCCCCUGCACAUCGAAGUGUCAGAUACAGAACUCAGCCAGAUCAAAGGCUGGAGGAUCCCUGUGAACAGUAAUGCCCAGAGGUCAACACGGGACAGUGAGGAUGAUGAUGACGAAGAGCGGAGAGGAAAGACCUGUACACUGCAGUACCAGAGAGCCAUGGUGCGUGUGCUCACUCACUUUAUCGCCGAAUCCUCUGACACACGAGGUCAGGUGGCCCACAUGCUCGGAAGUGAUUGGCAAGUGGAUAUUACUGAACUUGUCUGGAACUUCCUGAAAGUAGAGAACCCACAAAUUGCCAGGCUGAAAGAGGGACGUGUUUUGGAAGGCAUGGACACGGGCAUGACCAGCAUUCAGGUUCUGUCCCCGCUGUCUGAUUCUAUCCUGGCAGAGAAGACAGUGAGGGUUGUGGAUGAUAGAGUGACCAUCACUGAACUGGGGCUGCAGUUGGUCAGUGGCCUCACGCUCAGCCUGCAGCUCAGCACAGGGAGCAACCGAGCCAUCAGCGCCAUGGCAACCACACAGGAAGUGCUCAGCAAUCCUAAACAGGAAGCACUGAUCAGUGCUUGGCUGCAGUUCAGUGAUGGCUCCAUGGCUCCUCUGGACCUGUACAACCCUGAGCACUUUCUUCUGACAGCUACCUCUUUGGAUGAGGAGGUGGUGUCUGUUCGGCAGGAUGCAGGUGGCUGGUGGCCGGUCAUUUCUGCAAGGGCUGAAGGUCAAGGUUUGCUGGUGCAUGUCGAGAUGACUGUAUCUGAAGUGUGUCUAAAGUUUAAACGCCGGAGCGUCCUGGCUGCUGGAAACUGCAACAUCCGUGUGAAGUUUGGUCGCAAUGAAAGCACACUGAGGCCAGGCGGCGGCGACUAUGGCCAGGAUAGACAGAACAAGGACAACAGACCAGGUGAUCGUAGACAGAACCCCUCUCUGCCAGAUAGGACUGGAAUGGACAACCAUUACUAUGGGAGCUCCAUCUCAGGCAUGGAGGAUGGAAUUAUGAGGCGAAUCACCACUACAACCAAAACGGCAAUCAUCAGGAGACCAGGUGGGGACAAGUUGUCAGAUGAUGGGAGCCAGGUGCCUGGAAUUCCCAUUGACUUCUCAGACAUUCCUGCACAAGUGGACCUCCCUCGAGGUGACAGUAUGGAUGAGGAUGACCUAAUUCAAAUGCCUCAUGGACUUACAGACCUUGAAAUUGGGAUGUAUGCUUUGUUAGGUGUCUUCUGCUUGGCCAUUCUGGUUUUCCUUAUCAAUUGUAUCUCAUACACCCUCAAGUAUCGACACAAGGAGAUGUCAAUCGAGGGCCAGGAGAGCAUGCACCAUGCCCAUGACUGGGUUUGGCUGGGAAACGAUGCAGAAAUUUUGGAGAGCAACAUUAAUUUGUCACCACAGACCGAUGAGAAUAUUACCAUUAUGGACUCCAGCUUAGGAGGACUAGAAGAAGGUAGCCACCUUCUUAACGGUGGAUCUUCACAGAAGAACGUUCAAGGCCAGGUACAUCGAGGAGCUGACAGCACUACAGUCUGCACAGGGAAGGACAGUAAAGGUAAUUCGCCAACAACCAAAAGGAAACGUGUUAAGUUUACCACAUUUACCUCCAUCCCAGUGGAAAGUGUUAGUCCUGUUAAGGAAAAUCUGGGGGCAGAUCCUGACGAUGACAUUAAGUGGGUAUGUCAGGAUGUUGAGGUAAGCGAAUCCAAGGAACUGCGAAACUACAUGGAGCGGCUAAACGACAGUGCUUUAAAAGAGAUUGCAUAG
Molecule: messenger RNA, 3414 nt
Organism: Xyrauchen texanus (razorback sucker)
Lineage: Eukaryota; Metazoa; Chordata; Actinopteri; Cypriniformes; Catostomidae
Product: transmembrane protein 132C-like
Exons: 9
Coding region: 94-3414 (1106 amino acids)
Source: RefSeq, a predicted model, not a curated record